Cotesia congregata is the source of this 792-nucleotide messenger RNA. Lineage: Eukaryota; Metazoa; Arthropoda; Insecta; Hymenoptera; Braconidae. The record is from the annotation of a GenBank genome assembly.
AUGAAGCAUGAGCUUCAACCGGUAAUUCAUGAAAAUCAUAUUGGAUUUUCGCUCGCAUUGUUUGAGCUGCGAAAAAACAUGAGUCUAGAUCUUUUUUCUCCUGGAGUAUCCUGUCUGAAAUUUUCCAUGCGUUAUGAAAAAUUUAAAAUUUGCAAGCAAUUUGAAUGCUCGCUUCAGCUGGUCAGAAAAUCAACUCAAUGGAAAGUUAUAAAUUUUGUAAUUAUUUUGUCAGAAAAAAUGGGAGAACGCAAGGGAACAAACUUAUACUAUCCACCGGACUACGAUCCGCGUAUGGGUGGACUAAACAAAUUUAUGGGCACCCAUGCCUUACGUGAGCGAGCACGUAAAUUACAUAUGGGAAUAUUGAUAAUAAGAUUUGAAAUGCCAUUUAAUAUAUGGUGUAAUGGAUGUAACAACCAUAUUGGUAUGGGAGUAAGAUAUAAUGCCGAGAAAAAAAAAAUUGGAAUGUACUACAGCACUCCGCUUUAUAUGUUCAGAAUGAAGUGUCAUUUGUGUGAUAAUCACUUUGAAAUAAAAACUGACCCAGCUAAUUUAACUUAUAUAGUAGAAACUGGAGCGCGUCGCCAAGAAAAUCGAUGGGAUCCAACAGAAAAUGAACAGAUUGUACCAGAAGAAAAAGAAGUAUCAAAAAGACUUUAUGAUGAUCCGAUGUUCAAAUUGGAGCACUCGAUGGACGAUAAGAAGAAAGCUAAAUCACAGGAUACUACUUUAAAUGCUAUAAUUGCUAAUAAUGAACAAUUUUUUAUAUUAAAAUUGGAAUUCAAAAAUUGA